AUGGUGUACACCAUGAACAUCCACACCGAUGGUGGAUGCAGAGGUAACGGAACAGCGGACGCGAUCGGAGCAGCUGCGGCUGUUUUUAGGAACAAAUGGGGGCGCUACAACAAACGCCUUGUGAAGGCAUUAGACGCAUCUCCUCGACCAACAAGUCAACGCGCUGAGCUCGAAGCGAUCAUCCUCGCACUCCGGCUAGCCUUGGCGCGGAAUGAAGGGCUCAACAACGAGCCGCGCCUCCGAGUGACAAUCUAUUCAGAUUCAAAAUAUGCGGUCAAAUGUAUGACUCGGUGGAUUCCUAAGUGGAUCCGCAAUGGUUGGCAGAAUUAUGCGAAGAGGGAUGUUGUGAAUCGAGAUCUCAUGGAGGAAGCUUGGGAUCUUAAUGGCAGACUGAGAGAUGAAGGAAGGGUUGAGUAUGUCUGGAUUCCGCGAGAGGAAAAUGUUUAUGCGGACAAUCUGUGCAAUAAGAACAUGGAUGAGCAAUACUAG
Messenger RNA from Penicillium manginii, 489 nucleotides. RefSeq lists its product as uncharacterized. Gene Ontology annotation, molecular function: RNA-DNA hybrid ribonuclease activity; nucleic acid binding. Gene Ontology annotation, biological process: DNA replication, removal of RNA primer. Bases 1 to 489 code for a protein of 162 amino acids. The transcript has a single exon. The record is from RefSeq and is a predicted model, not a curated record. Lineage: Eukaryota; Fungi; Ascomycota; Eurotiomycetes; Eurotiales; Aspergillaceae.